AUGAGCUCCACCUACGCCGUCGCCACCAUGCUGCAAAGUCCUGACUCUCCGCCAGGCAUGACAACCUCCAAAAGCUCAAAGUCCUCGUCUUUUCAUUCCCUCACUAGUGACGACGGUAGUGUUCUUGCCGAUAUUGGUCAUUUUGAGGACAUUGGCCUCGACGACGAGCACGGCGCCACUCCCAAGGCCUCGACCCAGAUCCUCACCCGCCGCAUCACUUCGCCUUCUUCCAACGUUCCCGUCCCCGCAGCAGCUGGACGAACUCUCGCCGUUAGCAACAGAAAGGCACCAGCCCCGAGGCGCUCUUUCCCCAAUCUUCGAAAUAAUGUCUAUUCCACCAACCCCCGCAGCACCAGUACCGCUGCCCUGACCGACCCUCGCCCCAUUACCCUGAAGAAGGGCCAUUCCACCACCUCGCUUCCUCACGUUCAUCACCAGCGCAGCAUCAGUCCAGCCUUGCCCAGUCCUUCCCGUGAUGUAUUCUAUCCUCCUCGCCCGCGUAGAGGCAGCUGGCAAGCCAACAACGACCGCAGGUCCAUCUCCGAACUUGAACAGGAAUGUGACGAGGACGAAGGGGACGACAUUCCCGAGGGCCUUGUCCUGGACAACGUUCCUCUCUCCCCUCGCCCACAACAUGAACGACCACCCAGCAGAAUACCCUCCACCAGCACCUCUCCCGAGAGAACCACAAAGGAGCGAGUCCGCAGCAUUGGCAAUGGCACGCCUGCCGUUGCCCAAGCACAAGGCUCGCUUCGAUCGCCAACCUGGAAAGCAGACGCCGAGAAGCGUCCCACGAGCCCCACGAAGACUCGUGCUCACAGCUGGAAUUUAGCUCACGCAGAACUCAAUGCCGAAGCCCGUGCACUCACAGAGAAGCUCGAGGAGCAUGCUGACGAGGUUGAGGAGAUGCAAUCCCGCCGCCCCUCUACCGCCCGCCCCAACACUUGGGCCGCGUCUCAAACACAAGAGUAUGCCUACGAUCGCAAAGAGCGCGGCAAGUCCUCGACGCCUGAACUGCCGCCGCUGCGCCGAACCGACAACAUGGUCGACCCUCUGCCCAUCUCCAAGGAAAAGGAAGCUGUUCUCAGCCGAACGCGCCCCUCGUGGCUCCCACCCAAAGAUCCAGCCGAAGAGCGCCGCCAUGUUAAGCAGUAUCAAAAAAUGAUGGCAGCCAGCAUCAAGGCCGAUGAGCGUCGUGAAGCAGCCCGAAGAGCCCAAACGACACAUCGCGAUAACAAUGCAGAAACCUUGAUGCAUCUCUGGGAGGAUGACAUUAUUCCGCGCUGGAAUGAUGCCAUCCGCGAGCGCCGGACCCGCGACAUGUGGUGGCGCGGCAUUGCCCCUCGCAGCCGAGGCGCUGUCUGGUCCAAGGCUAUUGGCAACGAACUUGGCUUGUCUGCUGCCUCCUUCCGCGCUGCGCUAGGUCGCGCUCAAGUGGUGGAACAGCGCAUUAAGGAGGACAGAGCGGAAGAGGGCGACGAAGAAAAGGCGAAAUGGUUCCAAGAGAUCCGCCAGGCCGCUUCAGAUAAUACCUGGACCGAGCUUCGCAUUUUCCAAGAGGGAGGUCCUCUUCAUACCGCUCUUGUGAACGUGUUGUCUGCGUAUGCCAUGUACCGCGUCGAUAUUGGCUACGUUGCUGGAUGCAAUACUAUAGCCGCGCUGUUGCUGCUCAACCUGCCCGACUCCGAAACUGCCUUUGUCGCCCUUGCCAAUAUCCUGAACCGAUCUCUACCGCUGUCCUUCCAAACAUCCGAUGCCACUGCUCAAGUCUCUGCCUACAACUUGGUUCUUCGCACUCUCAGCCACAAGUCAGCCACGCUCCACGACCACUUGACCAGCGGUGUACCAGAUCUCACUCCGGAGGUGUAUCUGAGCGGCGUAUUCUCCAGUAUCUUUACUAGCCUUCUCGCCAUUGACGAAGCCGCUCGCUUAUGGGACGUUUACGUUUUUGAGGGCGAUGCCUUGCUCGUCCGUGCGGCCGUGGCCAUUUUGAUGGAGCGAGAGAUGGAUCUCCUCGGCAGCAAGACGCCAGACGAAGUUUGGGCCGUCAUGUCCAAGGCAUCAACCAACAGCACUGCGCCGCGCGCGGUGGGUGAGAUUGGUGCCGAAGACAGAUUUAUCCGGGCCGUCCGCGACGCGGGCAAGGCGUGA
Molecule: messenger RNA, 2151 nt
Organism: Cordyceps fumosorosea ARSEF 2679
Lineage: Eukaryota; Fungi; Ascomycota; Sordariomycetes; Hypocreales; Cordycipitaceae
Product: Rab-GAP/TBC domain protein
Exons: 2
Coding region: 1-2151 (716 amino acids)
Biological process (GO): activation of GTPase activity
Molecular function (GO): GTPase activator activity
Source: RefSeq, a predicted model, not a curated record